ACCGCGUUUCUCUUCGAACAAGCUCUAUUUGAACCGGUCACUACAUUGAACUGACUAAUAUGUCUGCGCAACAGACCUCGCUGUCCACUUACAAGUCCCUUUACGAUACAAACGGCUUCGUUGUCGUCCAGAACCUGAUCCCGUCCGAGCUCUUCCCCGAUAUGCUCCUCGCAGCGCAUCGCGCCACCGCACGCACGCGUACCGGCAACUGGCCGCAUCGUCGCACCGUCGGCUGCCAAUUCCCGCCUUUCGAUGAAGAUGGGUCUCCUGACGUCUGGGGAGUGCAGCAUAUGAUGCAUCCGGCCCUUGGCGAAAGUGUGUUUGCGGAGUGGUACACCAGUGAGGCGCUCCUGCAGACGGUGUGCGAGCUGAUGGGAUGUGGGAAGGACGAGUUGCAGAUGGAACUCUUCAAUAUGCUCAUUAACCCUGAACGCGCUGACUUCGCGCUGCGCUGGCACCGAGAUGACAUCCACGAGAGCGCAACCGCAGAUGAAGAGCGCGAAGCACUCGCGAAGUGGCAGUAUGGCGUUCAGUGGAAUGCUGCUCUACUUGGUGACACAUGCCUCUUCGUCGUCCCAGACUCACAUACUAUGCCUCGCACACCUGAGCAACGAACACACUCGUCGACAUUGGAUCCACCAAAAGACCCAAUGGAUAUGCCUGGCGCAAUCCGUGUCACGCUGAAGCCCGGUGAGACAGUGUUCUACAACAGCAACAUCCUGCAUUGUGCAACGUACACGCACACGACGCCCCGCCUGACACUGCAUGCCUGUAUUGGUUGCACGCGCGGGGGUUCCACACGCGCCCGCAAUAUACUGCAGCACGGCCUCGCGUGGAUGGAGGACGAAAAAUUCCGGGAUACCUUGAACGACACAGGGAAGGAGAUGCUAGAGCGACUAGUGAAGAUGAAAAACGAUACCGGCGAUGUCGGAUACUCGCUGCAGAACUGAUAUGAUACAGAUAUGUGGCGUUAAUGCGUUCAUUGUAGCGGAAUUCUUUCUACGAUACUCUUAAAAAUUAGAAGCUAGCGUACACCCUGGACAGUAUUCCAAACCAAAAUUGGUGGUUUACGCCGCGUCGUUCUCAACCAGACGGCCGCAUAUGAUAUACUUAUUGGCGAAGUGAUCCAUCCAACCUCGCAUAUUAUCGAUUUCCUCGUUAUUGAGAUCCUCAAGCUUGUCCAGCGGUUGGUCAAUGGGAGUGAGCAUUUCCGAAUCGAAUGACUGCUUUGCCAUGCCCCUGGAGGCGUCACGUCCAGCGAAGUUGGCAUACAUGCCACCAGGUCCAUAGAAGCUCCUGCCUGAGGUUACGUCGUACACAACGCCUUUGAUCGAAAGGAGAAUACGCGGGUCGUCAGUGCCGUUGAAGGGCACGAGCGUGCGAGGCGUGUAUGUUUUGAAGAGUAGCGACGGCGGGUGCCCCUUGGGCAUCCAAGUGUACGAGUGCUUGAACUCACUCGGCACCGUCUUCGGGAUCGAGGCAGACGGGAAGACGAUGCGUUGCACGCAGUAGAGAACGUAUAGCAGCAGUGCGCUAUUCACGGGCAGGCUGAGGUCGAAGGACAUGGUGGUCGAGGUCGAAGGUG
Phanerochaete carnosa HHB-10118-sp is the source of this 1585-nucleotide messenger RNA. RefSeq lists its product as uncharacterized. The coding region runs from base 162 to 950 and encodes 262 amino acids. The record is from RefSeq and is a predicted model, not a curated record. The transcript is spliced from 9 exons. Lineage: Eukaryota; Fungi; Basidiomycota; Agaricomycetes; Polyporales; Phanerochaetaceae.